Messenger RNA from Zea mays, 1964 nucleotides. RefSeq lists its product as uncharacterized. The transcript is spliced from 5 exons. Gene Ontology annotation, cellular component: membrane. Gene Ontology annotation, biological process: Golgi vesicle transport. Bases 422 to 1495 code for a protein of 357 amino acids. The record is from RefSeq and is marked predicted. NCBI's taxonomy places the organism in Eukaryota, Viridiplantae, Streptophyta, Magnoliopsida, Poales, Poaceae.
CAGAAUGAGGAACCAAAACCAAACAACACCAAUGGGCGGCGCGGCGAUAUAGCUAGGGUAGAGUAGUUCACUUCCCCAUCACCCUCUCUCGGUCUCGGUCUCUCCUCCCCUCCUACGCCAAUUGCUACCCGUCGUCGCGUCGCCCCCCUCCUACCGUCCUACGUCUUCCACCUCUCCCCGCUUCCUCUUCCUCCCUGCUGAGCGGAAGCGCGCAAGCAAUCGCUGCCUUUUCUUGGCGUGCGCAGCUCCUGGUCGGCACGGCAGCCCCCCGCGGGAUCUCGCUUGCUGGCCUGGCCGCGCGACAUUGAGGCGGGGCGCCUGGAGCUCGGAGCCGCCGUAGCUGGUGUUGGUGCCUCGGAGCCGAUCGGGUGUCUGGUUCCUGAUUUGAUCUGCAGCUGCAGCUGCGGCGGCGGCGGCCGACAUGGCGGCUUCGGGAGGGCUCGAGCAGUGGCAGAAGGACGGGUUCUUCCAGGCGGCCGAGGAGGUGCAGGAGUCCGCGGACUUGAUGGAAUCAGUCUAUAGAACUUGGAUGCGUGAGCGUAGUAAUGGAUCUGGCUCAGAGGAGGUAGACGAUUUGCAAAGGGAGCUUCAGACAGCUUUAGGAACUGCAAAAUGGCAGUUGGAGCAGUUUGAGAGGGCUGUAAGUUCAAGCAACGAUAAGUAUUCAUUGGAAGAAGGUACAGUAGCACGGCGUCGGCAGUUUGUUGUAGCCAUUGAGGAUCAGAUAUCUCGUGUAGAGAAAGAAAUAAAUGGUUCUUUAAUGGACAAUGGCGGGCAAGGGCUCAACUGGGUGAAGUUAGAUGACGAAGAGCGAGAUGAUCUAGUUGCUUUCCUUUCAGCACCUGCAGAGUUCUAUUCAGAAAUGAAGAGCACAGACAUCAGUGACCGUGUUCUAUCUAGACAAAAGAAUGUGCCAGUUGGCAGGAACGAUCAGAGUGAUCCACCUUUAAUCAUUAAAGACAUAUAUGAAGUGGCACGCACAGAAAUUUCUACUGUUAAGAGUGAUGUUUGUGGUCUAGCUGAGGAGUUACAUGGCCUUAGAAGGAAUUUGAGUUCAGGGAAUGAUCAUUGGAAGAUUGACAUUGGUAACAAGAUGGAUGAUGAUAGAAAAUUGUCAACUGGGGUUCAGGCCGCAAGUCAGACAACUCCUUCAUCAAGCAUCCGGAGAAGCGCAGAAUCUAUAACAAGAGUGAGAUGGUUUUGGAAUAGCUUGUGGAAAUCCAAGAGGGAUGAACAACGCCCAUUAAGAUAUGAUAUGUCAUAUAAUCUUGACCUCAGGGUUGUAUCCUUAUUAACACAGAGAUUUAAUGGGCUAGCGGAGAGAAGCAGAAAUUAUUUGACAAGUUGGAAGGAAAAUUCCAGGACUUCUGGAAGGACGGGUGGGCUUCAUAUACAAGGCCAACAACAGAACAUUCAGUUUGGCCGUUCUAUUCGGAUCACCCUCUUACUGGUGCUGAGUAUCUUUCUGAUUGUGCCAUUUCUCGCCUCGGCAUGACAAGGCAUGUAUUGCUUCACCGGUGAGGAACAUUGGGGCAGCUUACCAUGGUCCUGCUCGUACUACAUACAGAUCAUGACUGGUGGUGUUCUCUCGCCGGCAAAUGCAGCAAACCAACCAUGUCUUUCCUGUGUGGUGUGGCUGCUGCAUAUGUGACAGGAAAAGAAGCACGGCGGUGAAGGUUUCAACUGUGCAAUGCGUGAUGCUCCGAUACCAUGAACUCCUCACCGGGCGCAUAACCAUGCUAAGAUUUAUCAGGGUUAUGAUAAAUUUGUGAUGGCUGAUUGCUGCCAAAGGAGGUGGCUGUUCUCAUCUCACUACUCUAUAUCCCACGAGUGAAAGCAAUUGUAAAAAGUUCUAGAGCCACUCUAUAUCCCACGAACGAAAGCAACUGUAAAAAGUUCUAGAGCUGGUAGGAUAAGUCCUGAAUACUGUUAUUGAUAAUAAUACAUUUAAUACUGUAUUUGCC